AUGGCUGGCCGCAAGGCCGACAAGUCCAGUGCGGCAGACGACCACGAGGAAGGCGACGCGACUCCGCGGGAUAGGCGCAGCAAGGACAAGAGCAGGAUCAGCAAGGACAAGUCGGGAAAAGCUGGAAAGGUUGUGGCGCCAGAUGGGGGCCUGGCCACCAACAUGAACGCAUCUUGGGCUCGUUGCAUCGGGGGGGGCCCUAACUGCUGCUUCGCAGAAGGCGAAAGGGCGCGACGCACACGAACCGCUGCAGGUGCGGUGGCGGACAUCGCGGCGGAGAUCCUCGAGCUCGCAGGAAACACGGCCAAGGACCAGAAGAAGCUGCGCAUCCAGCCGCGGCACAUCCAGCUCGCGAUCCGCAGCGACGAGGAGCUGAACAAGUACAUGAGCAACGUGACCAUCGCGAACGGCGGCGUGCUCCCCAACAUCCACUCGGUCCUGCUCCCGAAGAAGCAGGGGGCCGUCAAGGAGGGCGGCCUCAAGGGCGCCUCGCAGGAGUUCUGAGCAGGGUCGCGCGCGCGCGCGGGCGAGAUUGGACAAGGCGCAGCCUCGCGCGGCCGCGGCUGUCAUCGCCACCUGUGGUUGCUCGCAACCCGCGGGCCACGGGAGAGGGUCCGCCAGCAGCGAUCGAGUUGUCACCGCCAGUGCCUAUUCGCCCCCGCCCGUUCUCCGCGUCCAAUGUCGCGGACGGAACCAUGCAGCGGCAGGGUCAUGUACAUAAUAGGCAGUGUAACAUUACAGCCGGCCAAUACGAGGCCUUGCGCUCUAUCCGCGGCACAUUGCCUGAACGGUAGAGACGCUUGUGCGUGCACGCUCGGCGCACCGAGAGGCCGCUGAACUUCGUGACUGGGGAAGGAGCCCAAGAAACGAAGCGCCUCCUUCGAUUGCUUCUCGCUCGUCCUGUGGCGCAUCCUUGUGAGAGCGAACGCAGUUCAAAGGCCAGUCCAUACAUCAGCGCCGACUGUCCUAGGCAAGCGCCCGAAGGC
This is a messenger RNA of Prorocentrum cordatum, 986 nucleotides long. The record is from the annotation of a GenBank genome assembly. NCBI's taxonomy places the organism in Eukaryota, Dinophyceae, Prorocentrales, Prorocentraceae.